AUGCCUGGUGGCGCGACGCCGCGGAGCCCUCGGCCCGAUGCGGCGGCCGAGGGCCCCGAAUCGGCCGCGAAGAAGGCCGAGUGGCUCCGCACGCGGCAGGUUCUUGCACAGCGAGAGCGCGCGCUCGAGUCGGCUGCGCGUGUCCGCGCAACAGGCGGGCUGGAAGCCGAGCUCCGCCCCCUCGGACAGGAGGCGCUGAGGCUCGAGAACGAGCGGGAAUGCCUGUCCACGCAGCUUGUCGCGAGUCUCCACGAGGCCCAGACGCUCCUGGCGCGCAUGUGCGGCCUCCUCGACGACGUCCAGCCAGGCGACCGCUACAUCGACCAGCUCGCGCGCGUCAUGAGCGCCGGAGAGGCCGCCAUUGCGGGCACCAAGGCCGAACAGCGGCGCGAGUUCGACCUCCUGAUGCGCCAGGAGCGCGCCCUGGACCGCGAGCUCGAGCUCUUCGUGCAGCGAAGCACCGGGCCCGCGUGGGACACCGCGCCGCCCGUGCCCGCGCGCGCUGCGUCGCCGCGGGGACCCCCCCGGCUCGCUGCAGCGCAGCCUGACUCAGCCGAGGCGGGGGGGUUGCACCCUGACGUGGCGGCGUACGAGGCGUUCGAGGAGAAGCACGGGCCGCUCGGCGGGUGGCAUCCGGACGACCACGCGCAGUGGUGUGCGAUUCUGAAGGCCUGCGGUCAGGAGUAUGACACGGCGGUGGAGGUGGCGGUGGGGCGGCUGGCGGGGGUGUCCCGGGACGCCGUCGUGGCGCACGCGCGGUGGCACGCGGAGCACGAGGACCUGUCGUACCGGAAACGCCACGCGCUGCAGCUGUGGCGCAUUCGGAGGAUCGAGGAGAAGGAGGCGCGCGCCGCCGCGGACGAGGCCGCCGCGGCGAAACCGGCCCUCUCCGGCACCGCAGCGGCCAGCGCGCUCGAGGAACAGGAGCGCCGCGCCCUCGAAAAAGCCGCCGUGCGCGAGUGGCGUGCGCAGCAGCGCGCAGAGGCGGAGGAGCGCGCGCGCGCGGCGCGCGAGGCCGAGCGGCGGCGCCGGCGCGAGGAGGCCGAGCGUCUCCGCGAACGUCAGCAUUCGAAUCAGCGGCUCCUCGAGGCCGCAGCAGCGGAGCGCGCCGCGCGGGCGCGCGCGGAGCGGGCGGCGCGCGUCGCCGCGGGCGACGUCGGCGAGGCGGCGGACUCCCCCCCGCGGCCCGCGACAGCCCCGGAGGUGUUAUUGAAACGCCACCGUGAGAACAUCAACCGCGCGCUGCGGCGGCGCGAGCAGGUGGAGGGUCUGCGCGGGCCGUCGCUCGGCGAGCGGCUGGAGAAGCAGCGAGCGGAGAUGGGGCCGCGGGUGGAGGCGAAGCGGGACAGCGCGCGAGUGCUGCGGCCGACGUCGGCGGCGACGGCGCGCAGGGAGGCCGGACGCGAGGCGGUGACCGUGGGGAACAUCCGGCACGUGCAGCACCGGAUCGUGCCGGCGUGGCGGCAGAAGGCGUGGUAG
Pedinophyceae sp. YPF-701 is the source of this 1479-nucleotide messenger RNA. NCBI's taxonomy places the organism in Eukaryota, Viridiplantae, Chlorophyta, Pedinophyceae. The record is from the annotation of a GenBank genome assembly.